Messenger RNA from Phytophthora sojae, 1524 nucleotides. RefSeq lists its product as hypothetical. The transcript has 3 exons. Gene Ontology annotation, biological process: asparaginyl-tRNA aminoacylation. Bases 1 to 1524 code for a protein of 507 amino acids. Gene Ontology annotation, molecular function: ATP binding; nucleic acid binding; asparagine-tRNA ligase activity. NCBI's taxonomy places the organism in Eukaryota, Oomycota, Peronosporomycetes, Peronosporales, Peronosporaceae. The record is from RefSeq and is a predicted model, not a curated record. Gene Ontology annotation, cellular component: mitochondrion.
AUGCUGGGGCGACGCGGCCUCGGCGCCGCGCAGUGCGCGUGGCGCAGCUCCUGGGCGCGCGCCGUGUCCACGAAGGCCUUGUCCAGACGCUCCUCCAUCCGCGACGCGCGUCUGCUGGACAGCGGCUCGCGCGUGGCCGUGGGCGGCUGGGUCAAGUCGGUGCGCAAGCACAAGUCCGUGAGCUUCGUGAACGUCAACGACGGCUCGUGCCUGGGCGAGCUGCAGAUCACGCUGCCGGCCGAGGAGUCGGAGGCGGCGGCGACGCAGUCGCUGGGCGCCAAGAUCAGCGACAUCACCGUCGGCUCGAGCGUCUACGCGGAGGGCGAGCUGCGUGAAGUGCCGGGCGGCAAGCAGAAGCGGCUGGAGCUGCACCCGAGCACGCUGGAGGUGCUGGGCAAGUGCGACAUCCAGAAGUACCCGCUGCAGAAGAAGUACCACUCGCUCGAGUUCCUGCGCGAGAACCUGCACCUGCGGGCGCGCACCAACACGUUCGGGGCCGUCACUCGCGUGCGCAACGCGCUCGGUCAAGGAUUGCACUCGUACUUCCAGAAGAACGACUUCCUGCACUUGCACAGUCCGAUUCUGACCUCGAACGACUGCGAAGGAGCCGGCGAGAUGUUUCGUAUUGCCAAGAUCGAUGGAAAGGAUGAGGAGUUCUUUGGCACGCCGACCUAUUUGACGGUGUCCGGCCAGCUGCACGGCGAGAUGUACGCCUGCGCGUUGAGCAAGGUGUAUACCUUCGGGCCAACCUUCCGUGCUGAAAACAGCAACACUACCCGUCACCUGGCUGAAUUCUGGAUGGUCGAGCCUGAAAUGGCUUUCGCAGGCCUUGAAGAGUGCGUUGCCUCGGCGCAGGGUGCGGUCCAGAGCUCUGUGACGCAUGCGCUUGAGACGUGCUCGGAAGAUAUCGCCUUCUUCAACAAGAACUACGACAAGCAGAUCGCCGAGCGCCUAGAGCGCGUUGUGGAAAAAGACUUUGCCCGCUUGACGUACACGGAGGCCAUCGAUGUUCUUCAAAAAGCGGUGGCGGAAGGUAAGGGCAAAGUGAGCUUUGAGAAGAAGCCGGAGUGGGGUAUGGACUUGCAGACGGAGCACGAGCGGUUCCUCGCGGAGAAGUACGUCGGUGGUCCGGUGUUCGUGACGGACUAUCCUGCCGAUAUCAAGGCAUUCUAUAUGCGCAAGAAUGCGCCGGAUAUGCAGGAUCGGGAGACCGUGGCUGGUAUGGACCUGCUGGUGCCGAAGAUUGGUGAGCUUGUCGGUGGCAGUGUUCGCGAGGAGCGUUUCGAGGUGCUGGAGAAGAAGAUGCGUCAUUUGGGCCUGCUCCCUGAAGAAGACCUUGACGAUGACAGCAUUACUGCUGCGGGUGGUGACCUCGACUGGUACCUGGACUUGCGCCGCUUCGGUUCGGUGCCGCACGCUGGUUGGGGGCUCGGCUUUGAGCGGCUUGUGCUUUUUGCCACGGGGAUGGACAACAUCCGGGAUGUGAUUCCGCUGCCUCGCUUCCCUGGCCAAUGCAAGCACUAG